AUGUCGCUUUACAAAUUAAUCACACCAAAAGAAUUCUCUAAGCUUAUUAAGAAUACCACGAAUUCUCGUGUGAUCCCUGUUGAUGCUACAUGGUAUUUGCCUAUAUUUAAAAAAGAUGGUAGGUCAGAGUUUAGGAAUGUUGAAAGGAUACCUAAUGCAGUGUAUUUCCACCUUGGAGAAGUUUCAGAUAAUGAGCCCAAAGCUUCACGCAUGUUGCCCACUUUGGAUGUCUUUAACGGUGCAAUGAGUAAAUUGGGUAUCAAAUCAGAUGACACAUUAGUCGUUUAUGACAGGAUUAAUAACUUCAGUGCUUCUAGGGUUGCUUGGGUGCUAACAACUUUAGGUCAUUCUAAAGUUUAUUUGAUGACUGGUUUCAAUCAAUAUGUGAAGGAAGGGUACACAGUUGAUCAUGAUAAAGUUCUCUCAGACUCCCCAUAUCCCGCUACUAAAUACGAAUCCACAAACAGUUUCAAAGGUGAGCAGGUUAUUUCGUUUGAAGCUUUGUCUGAGUUGGUGUCUUCGGGCAAGAUCAAGGAUUAUAAUCUUUUUGAUGCCAGAUCUGAAGAUCGGUUCCUAGGCGAGGAGGAUGCAGGUGCUACAAAUCCACCUACCUCCGGUCAUGUUUUAGGUUCUCAGCCAUUGCCAUACAUGGAAGUUUUAGAUGAUGGUACUUUCCCAUCUGAUCCAAAGAAGAUGUUAGAGAAAGUAGAACAAUCUUUGAAAGAGCACGGCACUCAUUUUGACCGCAAUCGCCCAACCAUCGUAAUGUGUAACUCAGGUGUUACGGCCUGUAUCAUAAAGACAGCUAUUGAGCUCGCUAGCCUAGGUUCUGCUAAGUUGUAUGACGGUUCAUUUUCUGAGUGGGCCCUGAGAGCAGACCCUAAGUAUAUUGCAAGGGGUAAGGAUUGGUAA
Messenger RNA from Eremothecium cymbalariae DBVPG#7215, 912 nucleotides. RefSeq names its product thiosulfate sulfurtransferase (gene TUM1). The record is from RefSeq and is a predicted model, not a curated record. Gene Ontology annotation, cellular component: mitochondrion. The transcript has a single exon. Gene Ontology annotation, biological process: transsulfuration. The coding region runs from base 1 to 912 and encodes 303 amino acids. NCBI's taxonomy places the organism in Eukaryota, Fungi, Ascomycota, Saccharomycetes, Saccharomycetales, Saccharomycetaceae. Gene Ontology annotation, molecular function: thiosulfate-cyanide sulfurtransferase activity.